This is a messenger RNA of Cuculus canorus (common cuckoo), 4808 nucleotides long. RefSeq names its product dynein axonemal assembly factor 4 (gene DNAAF4). Bases 451 to 1719 code for a protein of 422 amino acids. Lineage: Eukaryota; Metazoa; Chordata; Aves; Cuculiformes; Cuculidae. Gene Ontology annotation, biological process: heart development; outer dynein arm assembly; inner dynein arm assembly. The transcript is spliced from 9 exons. The record is from RefSeq and is a predicted model, not a curated record. Gene Ontology annotation, molecular function: nuclear estrogen receptor binding.
CUGAGAGGAAGUUGCAGAGAGGAGGGAGCUGGGCUCUUCUCUCAAGUGACAGGGGACAGGACAAGGGGGAAUGGCCUCAAGCUGUGCCAGGUGAGGGUCAGACUGGACAGCAGGAAAAACUUCUUCACCAAAAGGGUCAUCGGGCCCUGGCAGAGGCUGCCCGGGGGGAGUCACCAUCCCUGGAGAGGUUUAAAAGACGGGGAGAUGAGGAUCUCAGGGACACGGUUUAGUGGCAGAGGGGAAUGGUUGGACUCGAUGAUCCAAGAGGUCUUUCUCAACCCGGUGAGUCUAUGACUAUGAUAUGGGCCGUGCCCGCGCCAUUGGAGACUUCCGGCACGGGGGAGGGCGAGACCGGAAGCUCCUUUGGGGAAGCACCGGAAGCGUCCCUGGAGAGGGACCGGAAGCUCCGUGCCUCUAGCAACAGCGGCGUGCAUAGCAACGGCGGCGGCCAUGCCGGUGUGGCUGCGGGAGUACAGCUGGCGGCAGAGCCCCUCGGCCGUGUACCUCUCGCUGCCCGUGCGCGGCCUGAGGGUCACCCCCGGCAGCAUCUUCUGCACCGAACAGUACUUGAAGGUAAGCAUCCCUCCCUUUUUAUUUGAAGCCAUUUUAUAUGCUCCUAUUGAUGACACAAAUAGCACAGCAAAGAUUGGAAAUGAAGUCAUCUUCUUCACGCUGUAUAAAAAAGAAGCGGCCAUGUGGGAUUCCCUAACUUUAGCAAAUGCUAACAAGGAGAAACUGCAAUGCCUAAGAGAGAAUGCUGUUCUAAGAGCCCAUGAAAAGGCAAAAGAAGAGACGGAAGCAAAAAAAGUUACGAAACAGGAACACAAAAAAUAUGCUUUGGAGGCCACGAUGAAGCUAGAAGAAGCAGAAAGAAAAAGAAUUGAAGAUCUGAAAGAGAAAGAGCGGCAGAAAGUCACUAGGGACUUGGAAUUAUGGAAAAAACAACAAGAUGCUGAGAAACAAAAGCGGGCACAAAAAGAAGUGGAACUGCAUCAGGAAGUAGAACAAUUAAAGGAGAAGAAAAAGGAAAAAAUGAACAAAACUAGGAUUCCUACUGAAGAAACUUCCAAAACCAGGCUCAAAACAACCAGAGGUCAUGGCUCCUAUAGUAUGUUUUCAGAAAAUUUAAAGGAAGAACAGCUACCAGCUCCUCGAGCUGCUGCUACAAUUAAAAUCAACUUUACUUCACGAGUAUUUCCUACAGCUCUACGAGAAUCUCGUGUUGCAGAAGAGGAGGAGUGGCUACGUAAACAAGCAGAAGCUCGAAGAACAAUAAGUGCUGAUUUGUCUGAGCUGGAAGAUUUAAAAGAAGAGGAGAAGAAUCCAGACUGGUUAAAGGACAAAGGAAAUAAAAUGUUUGUAACAGGAGACUAUCUUGGAGCUGUAAAUGUGUAUAACCUCGCUGUGCGGCUAAACAAUAAGCUUCCCCUGCUGUAUCUGAACCGUGCUGCUUGCCAUCUUAAACUGAGAAAUCUACAUAAAGCUAUUGAAGAUUCCUCUAAGGCACUAGAACUGCUGACACCACCUGUUCCUGAUAAUGAGAAUGCUCGAGUAAAAGCAUAUGUGAGACGUGGAACAGCAUUUUGUCAGCUGGAAUUAUAUAUGGAAGGUCUUCAGGAUUAUGAAGCAGCACUCAAGAUUGAUCCUAAAAAUAAAACUAUAGAAGAAGAUGCUGUGAAGAUCCGACACCUAAUUCAAGGAACAACGCAAGAUUCUUAACACACACAUACACACACGGAAAGUUUUGAGAGGAAUGCCUUCUGAGGGUAUCAGAAGGCAUCUCAGUUCUUGUCAAUAUGUUGUUAACUGGACAUUUUGCUGUUUCACUCUGAACACCUACAGAAUUGGUAAAAGACUGGAUAUAUGAAUUACUGUUUUUAGAAAGUAAAGUGUUAUAACAACUCUGAUUAGAUAGAUUUUAUAUAAUUUUGAUACAAAGUCAUCAUUUUUGCUUUCUGUGUAAUAUUAAAACACGCUUUUGGUACUGGAUUUGAAGUUACUCAUAACUAAAAUAAAUAUUUGUCUGGAAAUUUCUACUGAAUCUAGACAAUGGGUUUUCCAACGCCCUCAGUAGCUCCAUUUAGUCAGCACCUGUUAACUUCUUAUCUUUCUGUUCACUAUCAAAGCUGAAAGUUAAGUGUUACAUGGUUAUGGUUAUAUGCUUUCCUCUGUUCUUGUUGUUCCUAGGUUUUGGCAUGUCUGAAACUAAGAUAGGGAAUUUAGAUACUCUAAUUCAGGCAUCCAAUUUGGAAAGCCUCCACCUGAAAGCACACAGUUACAUUUUAUGUCAUGCAGAACAUUCUUUUUAGCAUUGAAUAAUGUACAUUAAAAUUUUCAGGCUGUUUUGAAACAUUUGUUUGGGCUGAACAAAGAAAGUAAUUGGAACAAUUAAAAACCUGUAAUGUGGUAUUGUAGAGUAGUGGUAAAUUUAUCCUGUGAUAAAUUGUCCAAUCAAUGCAUAUGACUUACUUCUUCCAUCCUACUACAAUUAGUAAUUUUACAGUGUAGCUGUAAAGCAUAUUCUAAGUCAUAAACAUUGUUACAUAUAUGAUGAUAUAUAUUUUUAAUGAGCUGGGGUUUUAAUUUGUAGUCUGUUGACAUAGGGCAGUAUCUCUGCAAUACUGGCUUGAUUAAAGAUUCACAAAAAAGGGACAAUCCUGGUGAGCUUAUAAGUGGUGUAAAAUGACAUGAAGCAUUACACUAUGCUUUGAAGUCCUGCACCUGUUGUUUUGGAAAGCGGCAGAGUGUAAUGUAGAAUUGUAUUGUUUAUGUAGAUACGUUAGCAUUUGUAUCACUGUGACAGCCUCAAACACCCGACUUGAAGUGGUUCUGUUCUGUCACGUAAUCUGUCCCAAUUGUCACCAUCCCUCAGGAGCAGUUUUUAGUGGACUUCUGAAUUUUCCACAUCAGUCUGUUUCCCAAAUACCAUUUAUGACUGAUUUCUGUCUUUAGAAGAGAAUAUUAAUUAUGUAGAUCAUAGAAUCACAGAAUCACCAGGUUGGAAAGGACCCACGGGAUCAUUAAGUCCAACCAUUCCUAACACUCCCUUAAACCAUGUCCCUAAGCACUUCAUCAACCCGUUCCUUAAACACCUCCAGGGAAGGUGACUCGACCCCCUCCCUGGGCAGCCUCUGCCAGUGCCGGAUGACUCUUUCCGUGAAGAAUUUUUUUCUGAUAUCCAGCCUGAACCUCCCCUGGCGGAGCUUCAGGCCAUUCCCCCUUGUCCUGUCCUCUGUGACUUGGGAGAAGAGCCCAGCUCCCUCCUCUCCACAACCUCCUUUCAGGUGGUUGUAGAGAGCAAUAAGGUCUCCCCUCAGCCUCCUCUUCUCCAGGCUAAACAACCCCUCUCAGCCGCUCCUCGUCAGACUUGUUCUCCAGCCCUCUCACCAGCUUCAUUGCUCUUCUCUGGACACACUCCAGAUCCUCAACAUCCUUCUUGUGGUGAGGGGCCCAGAACUGAACACAGUACUCAAGGUGUGGUCUCACCAGUGCCGAGUACAGAGGGAGAAUCGCCUCCCUGGACCUGCUGGUGACCCCAUUUCUGAUCCAAGCCAAGAUGCCAUUGGCGUUCUUGGCCACCUGGGCACACUGCUGGCUCAUGUUCAGUUGCUGUCAACCAACACCCCCAGGUCCUUCUCCUCCGUGCAGCUCUCCAGCCACUCUUCCCCCAGUCUGUAGCACUGCAUAGGGUUGUUGUGCCCCAAGUGCAGGACCCGGCAUUUGGCCUUGUUGAACCUCAUGCCAUUGGCCUCGGCCCAGCGGUUCAGCCUGUUCAGAUCCCUUUGCAGAGCCUCCCUACCCUCCAGCAGAUCCACACUUCCUAUGUUAUUCUCUGAAACUUUUAUACUCUUGGAGCAGGAAGAAGGUGGCAGGUGUUGCUUUAAAUUUCCUUACUUAAGAGCCUUGAGAGGAGUGCCGAGGUGAGUCAAAGGUGUCUAGGGUAGCUGCUGUUCCUUACUGCCUGCAGAUACCUGCCACAUUGCAACGGGAAGCAGUGACAAUACUUUAUUUAUAGCAGUUGGAAGUAGCUCUCGUGCCUCAUUUGAACGUUACGGUAUAGGUGCCAAAGUAUGCCUAUUUUCUGAGUGGAAGUGGGGGCUAAGGAGGAGAGGCACUGGCAAUAGGAAAAAGAAAAUGCAAAGCAGCAGACACUGGUUGCAAUUUCCUUCCUCAUUUUCUGUUUUGGUUCCACAGCCCAUUAGAACAAUCUGUACCAUCUGUACAGGCUACUUGUGUUGUAGUGACUUCUUACAGCAACUCAUGGCUAUUUUUGAUGUAGACAGGCACCAUUUUCUACUGCUAUGAAAUACAAACAGUGCCUUCUUUAAAGCUUAGGGAAACAGAUGUGCUCGGUGGCAUGAACAGUAUCUGCUUGUUUCAUCUGAUUAUAUUGAGAGCAAAUGGAUGGUUAAACUUCUGACUUCAAUACCUGAGCUGCUGCUGCGUACAUCAUAUUGAAGUCAGAAUCAUAGAAUCAUAGAAGAGUUUGGGUUGGAAGGGACCUUAAAGCCCAUCCAAUUCCAACCCCCCUGCCAUGGGCAGGGACACCUCCCACUGGCUCAGGCUGCCUAAGGCCCAUCCAACCUUGAACACCUCCAGGGAUGGGGCAGCCACAGCUUCCACUGGGCAGCCUGUUCACCACUCUGAUCAUGAAGAAAUUCCUCGUAAUGUCUAAUCUAAAUCCGCCCCUCUCCAGUUUAUAGCCAUUACCCCUCGCCCUAUCACCACAAACCUUUAUAAACAGUUCCUCCUCAGCUUUCACGUAGGCCCCCUUCAGGUUCUGGAAGGCCAUAUACAUUAUGUUGGUA